This is a messenger RNA of Uloborus diversus, 1456 nucleotides long. RefSeq names its product E3 ubiquitin-protein ligase RNF170-like. NCBI's taxonomy places the organism in Eukaryota, Metazoa, Arthropoda, Arachnida, Araneae, Uloboridae. The record is from RefSeq and is a predicted model, not a curated record. Gene Ontology annotation, molecular function: ubiquitin protein ligase activity.
GACGGUUCCUCCAGUCCUGUGUCUAGUUCUUCAACAUAUUGUCGUUGUCAAGCAUUAUUUUGUUUACUUUUCUCAAACAUGAGAAAAUUUUUUUGAUACCAAAAGCUUCUCCGUGGAAAGGUUGCUUUUUGUUGUUUUUGUAGAACGGAUGAUGAAUGGUUUUGAAAAUAUUAUCGAAGGAAUCGGAAACGAAGUUUUGUGGUCUGUGUCUGGAAUUAUUAGCGUUACAUUAGGCACUUAUUUCAUGUAUCAAAGGUUUCAGAAUGCCAGGGUCUUUGGGGGGCAUAACUCCUCCUCCCCCCUCCCUGGAGUGUCGAGCGGGAGCAGCCGAUUGAUCGAGCAGAGGCGCGAGGGGCCCUCGAGGCACUUCGGCUACGACCAGCAGUGUCCAGUAUGUUUGGUCGAACCGCGGUACCCCGUGGAAACAAAUUGCGGUCAUGUCUUCUGUGCGGAAUGCGUCAUCACCUAUUGGCGGCAUGGAAAUUGGAUAGGCGCCAUCAAAUGCCCAGUAUGUCGACAGACUGUGACUGUGCUACUUCAGUGUUUCAGUGAUACGGACAGAGAAGAUGUGGAAGUCACUGAGCGUCUCUUACAUGACAUAAAUGAUUAUAACCGACACUUUUCCGGAGAGCAGAGAUCGUGGCUGGAAUACUUUUGGGACCUCCCCACCCUACUGCGGCAUGCGGGCUCGGAGUUCUUCUCUGUGGGAGGCCUGAUGUACAUGUUCCGCCUGCGCAUCUUUUUGUGCUUCGUGGCUGCCAUCAUGUACCUCAUCUCGCCUCUUGACAUGAUCCCAGAAGCUGUGUUCGGCAUCCUAGGACUCCUAGACGACAUGUUUGUGGUGCUCUUGCUGGCCAUCUACGUGACUGUGAUAUAUAGACGCUUUCUGGCCACCAGGUGGCAGAAUGCGUAACUCUCCUUCCCCACCCUGUUGUAGUUCCCGACCGACCCAACAGCGACACACCAAAUCGAAAUAUUGAAGGGCAAGAUUGGUGGCCGCCACCUGGUGACUUAAUAAAAAAAGGUGUCGACUAAACUUUAAGCCGAUUCGCCAUUCGGUCGCUACUUUCCCCAACCCCACCUGUCUUAGUGAUUAAUAAUUGCGAUAUCAAUUACUUAUAUUAACCUUUAUUUAAAUUGACUAUUUUUAUAUUUUAGUAGCAGUUAAAAAGCUAAUUUUUUUCGUUUUUGUUUAGAAUAAAAGUGACAACUAGUUGAGACAAACUUAACCUGGCAGCAUUGUGAAGGCUAUGCAUAUCCUGAUCGCAGCUUUAUGUUAGGUUUACCCCAACUACAGAAACAAAGGAGUAGCAACGAAUAAAUUUGCUUCAACUCUUCACUUUCGACCAGAAAAAAUUCCCAAUUGUGAUCUUUAUGAAGCAUCUGCCUUGCAGUCUCCAUUGUAUGUGCUAAACAUUUUACUGCCAACUUUUAUUUCAUUCAGCUUUUUGGUUCA